Messenger RNA from Cylicocyclus nassatus, 1713 nucleotides. The record is from the annotation of a GenBank genome assembly. Lineage: Eukaryota; Metazoa; Nematoda; Chromadorea; Rhabditida; Strongylidae.
AUGACCUCGCAUGGCCGCCGUGGCGUCACCCGCGUGCUGCUGGGCAGCCAGACCGCCGAAGUGCUGGCACGCAGCACGCUGCCGGUGCUGCAUUGCCUGUCGCGGCGGCGGCCCCCCCCGGCCGACAUUCCAGCGAGCGGACACCCGGUUGCCCGACAUGGCCGCGCGUACCGGCAGCCAGACCCUGCAGGUGCGUGGUUUCCGAGCGACGUCGGUGAGCAUCCACAACGAGGCAUCACGCCCGCCCACGUCCAGGCCGUGCUGGACGCGUACUUUGCACACCUGGCGCAGGGUGCCGACGUGGCGGUGCUGGACUUCGCCCAGCUGCAGGGGGCGGCGGAUGCGGUGACGGCGGCCUAUCGCAAGGCGGGUUUCCUGGUCAGCGUCGCCUACCUGCCGCCGCAGAAGCUCGAUGCCGAGGGCCGCAUCGAAGUGCGCGUGCUGGAAGGGCGCAUCGGCAAGGUGGUGGUGCAGGGCAACCAGCGUUACCGCAGCCAUACGCUCAGCAACGUGGCCGAACGCCUGCGUGGGCAGCCGUUGCGCCAGGCCGACAUCGACAGCGCGUUGCUGUACGCGCGUGACCUGCCGGGGGUUUCCGUUUCCUCGGUGCUGCAACCCGGCGAGAACGUCGGUGAAACCGACCUGGUGCUGGUCGCGCGUGAAAGCGGCCGGCCCUACGAGAUCAGCACCAGCGUGGACAACCAUGGCACCGAGUUGACCGGGCGCGGCCGUGCCCAGCUGGGGGUGACCUGGAACAGUCCACUGGGCCUGGGCGAUGUGUUCGCCGCCAGUGGCACGUAUGCAUUCGAUCCACAGGCCAGCCGUGCCGGCGCACUGUCCUACAGCGUGCCAUUGCAGGCGGUACAGGGUCUGUCGGUGCUGGCCGGUGCCAACCGCAGCGAGCUGGAGGUGGACGACGGCAUCCUGCGCGGCUUCAAGCUCAAGGGACCGGCGUCGCAGGCCUAUGCAGGUGCCGACUGGAAGUUCAUCAACCGGCCCGAUCUGCAGGUGACCAGCUCGGCGCGCUACAUCCGCGAAAGCUCGCGCUUUGAAGCGCUGGGGCUGGUUCUUUCCAAGCAGAAAUACGAUGUGGCCGAGGUGGGGGCCAGCGUGCGCCACAACGAUGCACGCUGGCAUGGCAUCAACCUGGCGCAGUUGAGCUUACGCCAGUCGCUGCGCGAUCGCUCGGCUGACUUCGAUGCGAUCAACCCGACACGUGACAGCCGGUUCAACGUGGUGCGCCUGGGCCUGCUGCGGCUGCAGUACCUCAGCCGCAGCCAACGCCUGCUGUUCAAGUUCAAUGGCCAGUACAGCAACAACUCGUUGCCGGCACUGGAGCAGUUCCAGGUCGGUGGCAACGACAGCGUGCGGGGAUACGCGCAGGGCGAGACCCUGGGCGAUCGUGGCUGGUACGGGGCGCUGGAGUACCACGUCGACGCGCCGGGCUUCGGCGAUGUGGCCUCGCCGUUCCGCGGCGUGCCAUGGCGCGAAGUGCUGGAGCUGGAUGUGUUCGCCGACCAGGCACGGGUGUUCGAUGUUGAUGGGCUGGAGGCACCGGCCGACCUGGCAUCGGUGGGAAUGGGCGCGACCUUCCGCCUGCGCCAGUGGAAGAACCUGGAACUGCGCGUGGCGGCGGCCAAGCCGACCAGCGCCCUGCGACCGGGUGACGGCCGCGAUGUCCGCGUGUAUGCGCGGCUUGGCCUGACCUUCUGA